This is a messenger RNA of Coffea arabica (coffee), 1707 nucleotides long. RefSeq lists its product as uncharacterized. The record is from RefSeq and is a predicted model, not a curated record. Gene Ontology annotation, molecular function: RNA-DNA hybrid ribonuclease activity; nucleic acid binding. Lineage: Eukaryota; Viridiplantae; Streptophyta; Magnoliopsida; Gentianales; Rubiaceae.
AUGAUCGUCAAAAGCCGAACUGACCAGCGGCUCAUUCUCGACCUGAGGGAAAUCUUGAACAUUCUAUGGGAAAGCCGGAUGCAGCUGAACCCGAAGAAGUGUACCUUCGAGGUUAGGUCGGGAAAAUUCCUGGGCUACCUAGUCUCUCGAGAGGGGAUCCGGGCCAACCCGGAUAAACUCCAGGCCAUCAUGGACAUGGCCCCUCCGAGGAGCAUCAAAGAGGUCCAGCGGCUCACGGGAAGGAUGUCCGCCCUAAAUAGGUUCAUCUCGCGCUCCGCGGUAAGGGGGCUACCCUUUUUUCGAAUCCUGAAAGCACCCAAGGACUUUCAGUGGACUGAGGAAUGCCAGAAAGCCUUCACCGACCUAAAGGCAUACUUGGCUGAACUGCCUGCUCUGACCGCCUCGGAGCGGGGGAAAACCCCGUUCCUAUCCUUGUCUGCCUGUAACGAGGCCGUUAGCGCGGUUCUGGUACGGGAGGACAAGGGGGCUCAGAGGCCAAUAUACUACGUUAGCUGUGCCCUACAAGGGCUAGAAACGCGGUACACGCCGGCAGAAAAAUUGGUCCUGGCCUUGGUGCACGCCGCUCGGAAGCUCCGACCUUACUUCCAAGCCCACAGCGUUGUUGUCAUGACGGAUCAACCCUUACGUCAGAUACUCACAAAACCUGAGGUCUCGGUCAGAAUGACCAAGUGGGCCGUCGAGCUGGCCGAGCACGACAUCGGCUAUCGGCCUCGCACCGCUAUCAAGGCUCAGGCCUUGGCAGACUUUCUUGCUGAGGGGGCUAGCUUGACGCUGACCGAGUCAAGCUCUUUGCCCACGGACAUACAGCCGGAAGAGCCAUGGGUGCUAUUCAUAGACGGAGCCUCGAGUAAGGAAGGAAGAGGAGCCGGCCUGCUGCUCACCUCGCCCACAGGGGAAGAGCUGACCUACGCGCUCAGAUUCGACUUCCCGGUAUCAAACAAUGAGUUUGAGUACGAGGCCCUAUUGACAGGAUUGCGGAUAGCCCACCAGAUGGGUAUAACCGCGAUCAGAGUCCGGAGCGACUCUCAACUCGUAGUCCAGCAAGGUCGCGAGGAAUACGAAGCCAAGGAGGAGGUCAUGAAGAAAUACCUGGCAAAGGUACGAGAGGCAAUAGCCCUGUUCGAUACUUUUGAAAUCGAGCGGGUGCCAAGAUCCCAGAACAAGCGCGUGGACGCCCUGUCGAAACUGGCAUCCUCCUCGUUUGCCCACCUGAGCAAGGAAGUCUUGGUAGAGGUGGUCAAGCAAAAAAGCAUUGGCCAGACCCAGGUCUUGGCUAUAGACAGCUCGACCACCUGGAUGACUCCUCUCGUGAACUUCCUCAGCUCGGGUGUCCUUCCAGGGGAUAAAACGGAAGCUCGCCGACUCCAGCUCCGAGCUGCUAAGUACGCUUACGCUGGGGGGAUCCUCUACAGGAGGUCGUACUUGUCUUCUUGGCUAAAGUGCGUGACUCCUGAGGAAGGUGACUAUAUCCUCCAUGAGGUUCAUGAAGGCCUAUGCGCGGCACAUGUUGGCUCCCGGGUCUUGGCCAAAAAGUGCCUACUCCUAGGCUACUAUUGGCCCUUAGUGUUUCGAGAUGUCGCGGCUCUGGUUCAGAAAUGCCGAGCUUGCCAGGUGCACGCCCCGCUGCGCCACCAGCCCGCUCGGGAAAUGGUUCCCAUCCAUAGCCCUUGGCCCUUUGCUCAGUGA